UUCCCUUCCCUCCUUUUGGUUUCAGUAGUCGCCACUUUGUGUUGAACUGCAUGAACUAACAAUCCACAGACCACUCCGAUAAUCCACUGAUCAAUCAUGCCUUUGGUGAACUCGUUUGGGUCGAAGGGGAGGCUGGUGCUGAGCACUCUCUUUAUUUAUGCUGUAAUCUUCGAGUUAGCUUAUUGCCAAAAUGAUGCCCAAGAACAGAGGACCAGUCCAGGGAGGAAGGCCGGCAAACCAAAACUUGGGAAAGUAACAAACAAAGGGCCCCGAGCUGUAACAGCCAAGGUCAAAGCUGUACCUGCAGCCCAGGCACAGACUUUCCUCACACAGGUGCUAAACAGAGGUAAGUUUACAAGGGUGGGAGAGAUGAUAAGCGUUCAGUCUGGAGACACUCUGGAGCUGAGGUGCAGGGGCAAACCUGUGCAGUGGGGCGUCCCCUCUUACCUGGAGGAGGAUGAUGAUGGGAGGCUCAAGACUGCCCAAUUUGAGCGAUAUGGAGUUCUAACAUUAGUCAACACUACAGGAGCAGACACAGGGGAGUACACCUGUUAUCCUAUGUACUGUGAAGACACAGACUGCAGAAAGGAAUAUGACAAAGCUGUGAAAGUCUUUGUCUUCUUUCCAGACCCACAAGAGCUAUUUGUUCCGUCGUCGGACUACUAUGAAGUAAUUCAGCUGAGAACCAACUGGCCAACAGUCCUCCCCUGCCAGGUGACGUCACCUGAAGCCAAGGUAACUCUGCACCGUGAGUUCCCACCAGUGGAGGUGGCAGUGGACGGGACAGAGAUCUCCUUUAAUGUCAAGAAGGGCUUCACCAUCCAUCGCCCCCGGCCUUAUCACGCUGGAGCCUUGUACUGUGUAGCCAGUCUGGGCAACCUGAGGCAGAGCUCCACCAAAUACAUGCUCAUCUAUGUCAACUACCCCAUGGCUCCUCCUGCCCCAGUGAUCCAGGCCUCGACGAGCACGGUGACCGUGGGUGAGAAUCUGCGUGUCAGCUGCACUGUGGUGGGAGAACAAGAUGUGGCCAUAGAGAUCACCUGGGAGUACCCUGGACAGCAGAUAGGGAGGCCUAUGUACACACAGGACAGCGUCAGUCCAGUCAGUGGAGGUCCAGCUCGACAGCAAACUCAGUCUGUUCUCCUGGUGGAUGAGGUGAGGGAUGUGGACCAGGGAACGUACACAUGCACCGCUCAGAACCUGCAAGGAGCCAAAUCAGUGACCACCACCAUUAAAGUGGUCCCCAAAACUAAACCUAAGAAACCAUGAGACGCUACAGCUGCAUGACAUCACUGAUGCAGCAGUUAGCUCUGCCAUAUUAAACAGUAUUACUUCACCAAUGAGAAGAUGACAUCAAAAGAUAUAUUUCUUCUUCCGUAAUUAUGAAUAAUGGAAACACACUGUAAUGAUAGCGCAGAUCUAGUUUUUCAGACGAAUGUACUGUAUGUAAAUUGUUGUGCAUCAUAAG
This is a messenger RNA of Thunnus maccoyii (southern bluefin tuna), 1468 nucleotides long. Its product is annotated as platelet-derived growth factor receptor-like protein. NCBI's taxonomy places the organism in Eukaryota, Metazoa, Chordata, Actinopteri, Scombriformes, Scombridae. The transcript is spliced from 7 exons. The coding region runs from base 97 to 1269 and encodes 390 amino acids. The record is from RefSeq and is a predicted model, not a curated record.